CUUGCAGGCGACCCGAGCGCGAGACAAGUAUAGUUGCAGCUGACGCCAGUUGCGGGGGCCUUCGGUUGCCCGGCCGCGACAACCGCUACACCCGUAGGUGAUCAGACGGCUGAGAAUCGCGAUGGGGGUGAUGCGAUGGAGUUUAGCGGAACCAAUAAGCCGGCCUUCUGGCCUUGGGCGAGAGGAUCUCACAAAGUCUUCCCGAGUCGGCUCCUUUGCGGUUCCUUGCACGCGUGGCUAUCUCCAGAGAGGAGAGAAGCCCGCUCAUAUCUUCUUCCUACAUAGCCAUCUCCCAUUCCUGCCUAUUCGUGUGCAGCUGUAUUUUCCAGUCGACUCAAACGCAACUGUCCGAAAAGCGUGCGUUUCUCUAUCGCAACCCUCCUGAAAUCCACCAGCGCUUCCUUCACAGCCCCCAUUCUCCUCAGAUCUCGCUCAUCUGCCUUCCGUUCUUCCGAGUCGGCUCUCGUCGGGCUCUGUCCGGCCAGCCUCGGCUUCCAACUGCUCCGAUCGCACCUCGUCACGCACUUGUUUCUCUUUCGCGACUGUCUCGCGUGAUUCCAGUGAGCGCAUUUUUGAGGCGCCUCAAAAAUAGUGUCCGGAGAUCUGCUCCGAUCGCACCUCUUCACGCACUUGUUUCUCUUUCGCGACUGUCUCGCGUGAGCGUUGCGCCUUGCCGCAACCCGUGAUUGAACAAUCUUGAUUGGAUUCCGAGCUUGACAAAGACUACUUGUCGACCUUAUUCGUUCCCUCAUCGCACCUUGCAAAGCCUACCUGUCUCCACCGUGAGCGUUGCGCUUCGUUUGCAGCCUCCGCCCGUCGAUCUUAUUCGUUACCUCAUCGCCACUGGUUACUCUGAUUUCUUCGGAGCGCUGUAACACAUUCUGGAGCAAUCUUGUAACGCGGAUUCGCAGCACAGCAGAUUCGAAUCCCUUGGGAGCUCCAUGGAGCAAUUUAAAUCUGCCGAAAGGGAGUACAGUCAACUCAAGCAAGCUAAGGAAUUAUUUGUGGGCGGGACGGUCGACGGUCCUAAUCAGCGACCAGUUGCGUGGCGGACCAGUCGCAUUGCGAACAACGAUCGUCACCAACAUCCUUCGCGAAUUCAACAAGUUGGUGGUAACACUCGCGACUCAACCUUGCCCCCGCAAGGACAGCUUCCGCUGAAGCGUCGCCCGCCGCUUCUGCUGCCGCUCGCCAACGCUGCGGAAGGCGUCGUCUCGCCGGUUUUCCCCUCCCCUCCUCCGAUCCCUGCGCCUGAUGCCUCGCUGGUUACCGGGCUGACGGGGCAAGGUUGCGCCCUCGCCCGCGCGCGCACACUUGCGGGAGGCGCGGCCGCGGUGGGCGGAGUGGCAGUGGCGGUUGCGGCUGGCGCGGUGAGCGCCCACCUUGAAGACGCGGACGGCUUGGCGGUGGGGUACUGGGGAGACAGGCAGAAGCGGAGGCGGUUGUUCCCCCCGGCCGCGGAAGAGGCGGGAACCGUGGCGGAGGUGCAGAACGCUUCUGAGGAGGAUGAGGAGGGAGGAGAAGAGCAAGGGAGAGGAGUGCAGAAGGAAGGGUGUACAGUGCGUAAGGCGUGUGAGCAUCUAAGAGAUGGUGUGAGAAAGGGGAGUUCUGAUAGGCAGGGGCAAGAGCAGCGCAGGGCGAAUCAGCAGGAUGAGUUUUGUGAGCUUGAUGACGAUGAAGAUGAUUACACGGAGGACGAGGAAGAUGCCUAUGACGAGGAUGAGGAUGGUGAUGACUGCAGCGACAGUGACUGUACUGAGAGCUGGUGGGAGGAGGCUGAGAGUGAUGUGGAGGGAGGGGAGGAGGCAAAUAGUAGAUUGUCGGAGGAGAGACUGGUGGAUGGGUUGAGGGAGAGUUUUCAGAAGUUGGCGACGGAGUGUAGAGUGGCCAGGCGAAAUUAUGAUAAGCUGAGAUCGGCUUGUGAGCAGCUUCAACAACAGAACAACCUGUUCCGAUCCAAGAUCGAAACGCUUCAAGUACUUCGUGGUGGAAUUCCGCACUGCCGCACGCUUCAAGUGCUUCGUGGUUGAGCAACUGUGAUUACUAACACAGAACGUAGAGAUUUUGAAUCAACAAAAAAGUUAUCA
Closterium sp. NIES-67 is the source of this 2087-nucleotide messenger RNA. The record is from the annotation of a GenBank genome assembly. Lineage: Eukaryota; Viridiplantae; Streptophyta; Zygnematophyceae; Desmidiales; Closteriaceae.